AAGAAGAGAAAAAUUACAGAAUAAAAACAAAAAAGCAAGAGUUUUUUAUUUUUGUUUUCUGCUUCUUAUUAAUAUUAUUUAAUUUCUGGGUUUGAAUCAAUUUGGGUGCCAAUGUCCUCUGAUAUGUUCAUAUUCGAUGGAAGCUCUUUCUUCAACCAUUCAAGCCCAGCAGAAGAAGUGGCAGUUUCUUCUGGAGCAGACUUGUUCCUCAGUGAUGAAUUACUCUCACCUUUCUCAGAUUCCGCCAUGGAUAUCCUCCAAGCUUACUCAGACCAUAAUAAUCAGCAAAACCCAGUUGAGGAAUCUCAUUCCCUUGACCAAAUCUCUUCUUCAAUACUCUCAUCUUCUUCUCCUCCAUCUCACCAGUUACAAAGCUUAAACCUUUAUCACCAUUAUGAUCACCAUCAGUCUACAACAGCAGCAACCCAAUUACAAAAUAAUCAAAAUCAAAAUCUCCCAAAUGGGUUCGGAAUCAAUUUCUCUGGUUUGGAUGCUUUUCAUGUUAAAACAGAGGAAUGUCAAAUGGGUUUCGAGAACAAUGGUUAUUAUAAUAAUACUAAUAAUAAUAAUUAUGGUACUUGUGGUCUCUCUUCAUCUUCAUCAACUGAUCAUAAUAAUGUAACAAAGUAUAUUCAGAGGAGUUUAAGCAGUAACUCCUUUGAUGGAAGUAAGCCUUGUUUUUUAUUCUCACCUCUGUUUGAUUCUCUCACGGAGUCACCAAAUUUUCAUCACCAUCAAGCCUUGAGCUCUCCUGAGAUUGAUAAUGGAUUCUUAACUGGUCAAAUGAGAAGGGUUUGUAGCACUGGAGAUUUACAGAAUUUCGGAACGGCAAGAACAACCCAGAGAUCAUUUUCGAGUCCUUUAGCUUCAGAGAGUUCGUUCAUGGAGGAAGCCAAUAACAACAACAACAACUUCAAAGUGGGAAGGUACAGUGCAGAAGAAAGAAAAGAGAAGAUUUCAAAGUACAGAGCCAAAAGAACACUCAGAAACUUCAACAAGACUAUUAAGUAUGCAUGUAGAAAAACACUAGCCGACAACAGACCCCGCAUACGUGGCAGAUUCGCACGCAACGACGAACCUGGUGAGAUUCCCAAGACUGCAUGUUCAUUCAGAGAUGAAGACGAAGAAAACCUCUGGCUUGAAGAGCUGCAUGAAGAAGAAGAAGACAUGAAUGGAACAGUACUAAGAUCAGGACAGUUUGUGAUGAACAAUGGUACUUAUAAUGGCUCUACACAGUUUCAAUACUAUGGCUUUUGAUUUAUAUAUAUGUGAUGAUUAUGAUGAUGAAGAAGAAGAAAGGCUUUUUCAUCACUUUGGUGGAGUUUUUCUUUACAAUAUUAUUUUAGGUUCGGACCACAACAUGACCACAAAAUGCCUUUUUGAGAAAAGAAUCAAAAGGGCUUUUCUAUUUUCUUUCUCUUUUUUAUUAUAUUUUCUUUUCAAUUUAAUAAGAAAGACAACAAAUUAAAGUGUUGCUGAGGUUAUGUAUUAAUCUAGCUUAGUUAGUUGGGUAGUUUUAGGCUGGUAGCUCUAUAGCAGUUAGCUUAUUGUAGUUUUGUAUUUGUAUUUUCUUUUUUCUUUUUUUUUUUAAAAAAUGAUUAUUUAACUUCUCUAAUGUACAAAAUGGUCAAAUAAUAAUGACUACUUUCUUUGUUAUAUAUAUUUUCCACUCUAAAUCUUUGACCUUUGCAUGUAAGUUGUAUUUAAGAGUUUACUUUGGCAACAAAUUAUAUGUAUUUCAUCAUUAAAGUAUACCACUCCGGUAGAGAAGGCAAAUUAGUCAUCUUCUUCUAAUUCAUAUGACCUUUUCCUCCAUAAAUUUGUAUAAAUAUAUAUUUAUAGCGAUUCAUGAAUCUUAUAUUAGGAAUGUCAUUUUACUACUAAAUACUCUUUUUAUAUGAA
This is a messenger RNA of Cannabis sativa, 1902 nucleotides long. RefSeq lists its product as uncharacterized. Gene Ontology annotation, biological process: regulation of flower development. The coding region runs from base 112 to 1257 and encodes 381 amino acids. The record is from RefSeq and is a predicted model, not a curated record. Gene Ontology annotation, molecular function: protein binding. Gene Ontology annotation, cellular component: nucleus. The transcript has 4 exons. Lineage: Eukaryota; Viridiplantae; Streptophyta; Magnoliopsida; Rosales; Cannabaceae.